Cannabis sativa is the source of this 733-nucleotide messenger RNA. RefSeq lists its product as uncharacterized. Gene Ontology annotation, biological process: mRNA processing. The record is from RefSeq and is a predicted model, not a curated record. The coding region runs from base 91 to 495 and encodes 134 amino acids. Lineage: Eukaryota; Viridiplantae; Streptophyta; Magnoliopsida; Rosales; Cannabaceae. The transcript has a single exon.
UACCCCAAAGACUCGCAACGCAUAAACCUUGAGAAGUCCAUCUCUGAAGAAACGACCCUUUGAGAGACCACACAUCGCAGAAACCCCCAAAUGGCUUCAACGAUCCACAAGCUCCUUACAAAGUCUCCAACUUUAAAAAUUCUGACUGCUUUCAAUCCCAAACCAUUACCAUUACCAUUACCAAAUCUCAAUGUGCCUCUUACACAACUCAAUUACAACCAAGUCAAACUCUACCCUUAUUUGGGUUCUAACCCAGAUCAAAGUCCUUUUCUGGGUGCACAGAAAAAUGAUUACUUGCCCACUUUCUCCCACGUAUAUCCAAGUUUCCCAUUUGGGUAUUCUUUAAAUCCCUUGCCGUUAUCUGGGUCGAUCCCAUUGGAGGCCGAGGAUGAUUCGACUGAGUUGUGGGCUGAUAGCGUCAAGAAGAAGAGGAAGCGAAAGAUGAACAAGCACAAGUACAACAAGUUGAGGAAGCGGCUUCGGAGACAGACUUAGGUGAGAUUUGAUCUUAAUUUGUUUUUGUUGAGAUUUGAUUGUAAUAGACUGACUUGUUUCUCAGGCUAAUGCCUAAUUGAGUUUUUGCUUGUAAUGGUGAGGAUGAUGAGAGAUUGUUCAGAGCAUUUAAGUGAUUGGAUAUUGUCUCUUUUCAACACUAUGAAUAAAUCGUUUUUCGUAAUACAAUAGAUAAUUUGUGGAAAGUUAAGACCAUAUAUUUCAUGUGCUACUUCAAUUA